Molecule: messenger RNA, 306 nt
Organism: Penicillium crustosum
Lineage: Eukaryota; Fungi; Ascomycota; Eurotiomycetes; Eurotiales; Aspergillaceae
Exons: 2
Coding region: 1-306 (101 amino acids)
Source: RefSeq, a predicted model, not a curated record
AUGCUCCGGCAAAGGUCUAAGACCAGCGAUGAGGAGUUCUUGUUGACCCUCCUGAAUAACGUGAAGAUCGACCAUGAGGCAGCCGCCAACGCUCUCGAAAUCAACAAAGCCGCAUGCCGCAUGCGCUUCAUUCGGCUCCAACAAAAAUACGGAUUCAAGAAGAAGGGAAAAGGGAUCCCACGCCAUAAGCAGGCAUUUGCCAUGACCGACGACGCCGAGAAAGAGAACCCUCAUCUUCCUGAUCCGCCAAUAUCAACUACACGGGAACGUACAAUAGCAAUAAAGCAAAGUCUUUCAAAUCUCUAA